GCGAAAACCGGGUCGUACCCAAAAUCAAAGACCCGCUUGGAAUUCGUUUUUCUCAAGUAGGGUUUAUGCUCCACUAACAACCCCACAGUCUCACACAGCUUCUACAAGCAGUGAGACCAGAACGAGACAGAGAGAGAAAGCAUCAUGUGGAGGUCAGUCAAGGCGGCAAGAGCCUCUCUUUCCAGCAAAGCUCUGUUACGGAAUCUCUGUGGAGCUCAAAAUCAAAAUCCUAUUUUUCCUUCAUUCGAAUCUCUAAACCCCAUUUCACACCCGAUCUUCUCCAGUAGAUCAUCCUAUGUUUGUAAGCAGCCGAGGUUCUUCUCUCAAAUCUCUGCAACCCCAAGUGAUUCUGACCACAAUCUAUCCGAACCCACCGAGAAUGGCUUCGUUUCUGCUGAAGCAGAGCAGGCUUCGGUGGUUUUCGGUGAAAAUGAUGGUGCCCAAGUGAACGAUGUUUCCAUCGAGGAUGGUUUUGAUGGGGUUUACGAUCAAUCUCACGAGAAUAUAGUGGAAGAUAAUGGGGAAGAAAUGGAGGAAGAGGAACAAGAGGUUCACGAGAUUGAUUUGGAGAAACUGGAAAAUUUGCUGUCUUUGCUUCAGAGUAGUCCUGAUGGGUCUUUGGAAUCGAGUCUCGACGACAUGGGUUUGACUCUGCAUGAAGAGUUUGUGAUCAGAGUGCUAGAAACCCCACUUGUUCUGGGCGAGAAUUUGAUCAGGUUUCUCAGAUGGGGAUUGAAGGAGGAACCUGAGCUCAAAGUGACCGCACGUGUUGUUGAUGCUCUUGUUCUUGCUAUAUGCAGCAAUCUCAAGAAGAAGGAAGCAUAUUAUUUAUGGGAUUUGAUCAAGGAGAUAGGAGAGAAGGAAAUUGAAGGAGUUUUGAAUGUGGAGAGCCUUAAUGUAUUAAUAGCUCAGUUUUCGAAAUUGGGUAAAGGAAAGGCUGCUCUGGAGGUUUUUGACAAGUUUGGUGAAUUUGGCUGCGUUGCAAAUGGUGAUACAUAUUAUUUCACCAUUGAAGCACUUUGUAGGCGCUCUAUGUUUGAUUCUGCUUGCUUGGUUUCUCAGAAGAUGAUCGAUGCAGAAAUCUUGCCUGAUGGAGAAAAAGUUGGUAAGAUUAUAUCUUGGUUUUGUAAAGGUAGUAAGGCUAAAGAUGCCCAUUUGGUUUAUAUAUUAGCUAAGGAAAGGAAGCUGUAUCCACCUCGUAGUUCAGUCAAUUUUUUGAUCGGUUCACUGUGUAGGGAGGAUCAAACUGUGAAAUUAGCUCUAGAAAUGUUAGAUGAUUUUGAUGGAGAAGCACGAAAAUAUGGCAUUAAGCCGUUUUCAGCUGUAAUUCGUGGUCUUUGUAGGAUGAAAGAUGUUGAAGAAGCCAAAAAUUUGCUUCUUAAGAUGAUUAGAGAGGGUCCACCUCCUGGAAAUGCAGUUUUCAAUUCAGUGAUCAAUGGCUAUGCCAAAGCUGGUGAUAUGGAAAAGGCAAUGGAGAUGAUUAGGACAAUGGAGAGUAGGGGGUUGAAACCAGAUGUCUAUACUUACACCGUUAUUAUGAGUGGCUAUGCAAAUGGAGGUCAGAUGGAUGAGGCUUGCAAAAUCCUUUCUGAAGCCAAAAAGAAGCAUUCUAAACUGAGCCCUGUGACUUACCAUACGCUAAUCCGUGGCUUUUGCAAACUGGAAGAGUUUGACAAGGCUUUGAAGCUGAUGAGUGAGAUGGAAGAUUUUGGGGUUCAAGCUACUGUUGAUGAGUACCAAAAGUUGAUACAAUCUCUUUGCCUUAAGGCUUUAGAUUGGGAAACAGCGGAGAAGCUGCUAGAGGAAAUGAAAGAGAAAGGGUUACAUCUCAAUGGGAUUACGAGGGGACUAAUAAAAGCAGUCAAGGAGCUCAAUGAGGAGGUUUUGGGGACUGGACAAAUGAUUACAGAGGCCUAACUUGUUUACUGGCCCUUGUCAUGGAAGUAUUAUCAGGAUGUGAAGGAGGGGAGGAUUAGAAGGCAGUUGAUUUUGUUGAUGACAGUUGGUACUCAUCUCUUUUCAUCUAUAGGGUGGAAAAAGGGUAUAAAAUGAAAGCUUCAAAUUUCUUGAACAUUGUGUUAGUUCUUUUUGUAGGAUUUGUAUGUUAAAAUAGCUUUGAGACUAAGCAGAGGUAUGUGCCCCAAAGGCUGGGAGUAAGUGACUGCUGUUAACAUCAUUUCAUUCAAUUUUCAGUUUUUCUGUAUUCAUUUCUCCCACAACGAGAUAAUUGACAUAAGUUGGGCUUUUCCCCCAGAUUGACUCCUUA
Molecule: messenger RNA, 2266 nt
Organism: Ziziphus jujuba (common jujube)
Lineage: Eukaryota; Viridiplantae; Streptophyta; Magnoliopsida; Rosales; Rhamnaceae
Product: small ribosomal subunit protein mS80 (rPPR6)
Exons: 1
Coding region: 145-1917 (590 amino acids)
Molecular function (GO): protein binding
Source: RefSeq, a predicted model, not a curated record